AUGCGCGCGGCCGCGCUCGACGCGGCGCUCCCCGACGUCCGACGCGUCCUCGCGUUGAACGCCGUCGUCGCGCGCCGGCGACUGACGCUCGAGCGCGGGAAGGUCUUCGCGCGGCUGAAAGAGGUGAUACCGAUCGCCGCGGUCGGCGACGUGCCGGGCGGCGGCGGGGGGGACGGGCGCGGACGACGGGGAAGACGGAACGUCAACCGUCGCGACGCCGCCGCCGCCGCGGCAACCGCGGAAACCGCGCCGACGGCGAUUCGCGUCGCGAGCGCGCUGCGCGUCCCGGACCCAGGCGACGCUCGCCCGCUGCGCGACCACGUCGAGCUCGCCGCCGGCCUCGGCGCGCUGCUUCGGUUCGUCGACCUCGCGGCGUCGUACGCGUGCGCGCCGACGUUACACCGCGGGACGGCGCGCGGCGCGUCGAGGAGCGAGGUGUGGACGGCGCGGUCGUUCUGGGACGACGAGCCGAUCGCGAUCGACGGACGCCGGGACAAGCUGCCGCUGUAUCUGCGGCGAGAGGCGGCGGUCGCGCGAGAGGCCGAGGCCGGCGGCGGCGGCGGGAAGCCGGUGGGGAUGGACGCGCGAGGGAGCGGGAGCGGCGGCGCGAGGCACGGGACCGGGGGGGGUCCCCGUCCCCGGGGGGGCGCGGUCGUCGGCGUCGGCGUCGGCGUCGGCGUCGGCGCGGCGGCGCGCGGAGUGCGCGAAUCCCUCGCCGCCGUCGCGGAGAAACUCUCGAGCCGCGUCCUCCUCCGCGCGGGCGCGGGCGCGGCGCCUCCCCGGUCGAUGGACGUCCCCGCGCCGGCGACGCCGCCGGUGACGGACGUCGAGGACGCGGUGUUCUACGCCAGCCCGGAGGACGCCGCCGCUGCCGCCGCCGCCGCGCGCGCGCGCGCGGAGCUCCACCGUGGGAUCGCGCUCGUGCGUCGCUCCGCCGCGUGCGUCGCCUCGGAGAUGGCGCGCGGGUUCGAGAUCGAGGUGCCGGACGAGUGGGGUCCGUUCGCGUCGCUCGCGUACGUCGUCUCCGUCGCCGCGCGGACGCGCGCCGACGGCGAAGCGACGGCGGCGGCGGCGGCGACGGCGGCGGUGGCGGCGGCGACGCGAGGCGAUUCCGGGCGCGACGACGCGAAAUCUCGGCGCGGGGCGCGCGGACGCGACGGGGACGGCGCGCGCGGCGGCGCGGACGGCCGAGAGAGGGAGAAGUUAGGAGACGUGGACGUGGACGUGGACAUGGAGAAUAAAACGCACGCGCGAGGGGGGUUACACGCGUGGGGCGACGCCGCGUCGGCGUCGGCGACGCGUCUCCUCGGCGCGAUCCGAUCUCCGGCGCUCGCGCGCGCGACGCAUCUCGUCGGCGCGAGCUUGAUGCACUCGUUCGCGGCGUCGCACGUGCCGGCGCGCGCGCCGGGGUCGGUCUCGGGAUCGGGCGGCUCGCGCGGCGCGCCGCCGCCGCCGCCGACGACGACGACGACGGCGGCCAGUUCGUCGAACGACGACGAGGGGUGGGCGUCGGGGUCGUGGACGCUCGUCGACGCGAUGGGGGAGAAACGGCCGGAGGCGGCGGGGAGGGGCGACGUCUCGUCGUUCCGCGCGCCGGGGACGCCGCCGAUGCGCGGGGAGGGGUGA
This is a messenger RNA of Micromonas pusilla CCMP1545, 1626 nucleotides long. RefSeq lists its product as uncharacterized. The coding region runs from base 1 to 1626 and encodes 541 amino acids. Lineage: Eukaryota; Viridiplantae; Chlorophyta; Mamiellophyceae; Mamiellales; Mamiellaceae. The transcript has 2 exons. The record is from RefSeq and is a predicted model, not a curated record.